Pelecanus crispus (Dalmatian pelican) is the source of this 738-nucleotide messenger RNA. NCBI's taxonomy places the organism in Eukaryota, Metazoa, Chordata, Aves, Pelecaniformes, Pelecanidae. The record is from RefSeq and is a predicted model, not a curated record.
GCUAAUAACCUUCCAAAAGCUAUUGCAGCAGCUCACACGUUUCUUCUGAAGCAUCCAGAUGAUGAAAUGAUGCAAAGAAAUAUGGCCUACUAUAAGACCAUACCUGAUGCUGAGGAGCAUAUUAAAGACUUGGAGACAAAACCUUAUGAGAAUCUCUUUGUCAGGGCUGUGAGAGCAUACAACGGUGACAACUGGAGAACAUCCAUCUCGGACAUGGAACUGGCCCUUCCUGACUUCUUCAAAGCCUAUGAUGACUGUACAGCAGCCUGUGAAGGCUCCCGAGAGAUCAAAGAUUUUAAAGACUUCUAUCUCUCCAUUGCAGAUCAUUAUAUUGAAGUCCUUGCAUGCAAAGUGCAGUGCGAGAGUAAUCUGACACCCAUUAUAGGAGGCUUUGUUGUUGAGAAAUUUGUGGCCACCAUGUACCAUUACUUGCAGUUUGCUUAUUAUAAAUUGAAUGACAUGAAGAAUGCAGCUUCUUGUGCUGCUAGUUACCUUCUGUUUGACCAGAAAGAUGAAGUAAUGAAACAGAACAUGGUCUAUUAUCAGUACCACAAAGACAAAUGGGGACUUAAAGAAGAGGAUUUUCAGCCCAGAUCGGAGGCAGUUCGAUACCACAACAUAACCACACUCCAGUUGGAAAUGUAUGAAUUCGCAAAGGAACAUCUGAUGGAUGAUGAUGAGGGAGAGUUAAUAUUUUAUGUUGGAGAAGUAAUAACAUACCUGUGCUGCCUUCAGUAG